AUGAUUACCAACGUAAACGGUAAUGUUAUAUGUGAAGUGUUCUUAUACGUUUCAACGCAAACGCAUUAUUAUACGACCAGUGGCGUUGGUUUAGUAAUUUGUUCGUGUUUAAUGUUUCAGGCAGUGACUGCGCAGAUUUUCAACAAGACUGCGGGCGUCCAAUGUCCAAUGCAAGGCGACGCUGGCAUGCAGGACUCGAUUUUAACCCGUGCGCAUUGCACAUGCCAUCGGGCGCGUCCCCACAUUUGUGGAUAGGGGAAUGCCCUGCAGAUAUGCAGGGUAGCCGCGAUAUACGCCUAUGACCCAAGGAUUGGAAUUGGGCGGAAUAAGCGGUCGCGAACNGGUUCGUCAAAAUAUUGCAAAUAAUACCAUUGUAAUGAGGCAAGGCUACAUAUCUAUAUAUCUAUAUAUAUAGAUUAUUUGCAAUCUCUCAUCACUCUCAUGAACCACCAAAGGUGCAGAAGUGCCAAAGCGGGCUUCUGCCGCCAACCACCGUGUUGGAAAUACAACUGCUAACCAAGAACGUAGUACGAUAUCGAUCGACGCGAUAUCGUGCUACGAGCGUUUGUACGACUUGGCGGUACGGAGGAUCGUAGACGCCGAAAAAGUCAUUGAGUAUUUAAUGUUCAUGAUUUUCAAACUCAAAUUGGGACAGGUAAUAUUAUCGUUAUUCGUUGUAUCUCAGAGACAGUAAGACCAUGAUUUUGUAAUCAAAUAAUAAAAAUUGAUUAUAAUUUUCUAGGCGAUGUACGAGUACACGUUAAAACAUUUGACAACUAAUUUAAGUACGAGUGUAAAGGACGAAAAGGAUACGACCAUUGCGGGCCAACUUUUCGUCUCAAUUAUAAAAAGCGGCCUCGUCUUGUAAAUGAUUUUUUAUAAAUUGUUAAUUUAUUUUAUUUCAUAAAAAACUAAAUCAAAUAUAUUUUUGCGUUUUUUUUUAGAAACGAUCAAGACUAUUGGGAACCCGCUAUGAAGGAGAUUUUAAAUAUUUUAAAAAACAAUAAUUCUAAAUCAACAUUGUAUAUUUUAAUUUUAAAUUUUAUUGAAGGAUUGAAACGUGACAUUGGGGAACGUAUGCAAUACAGAAGUUUAAAUCAAGUAUGAUAAAAAAAUUAAUACCUAUGUUACUAAUGUUUAUCUACCAAUAUAAUAUUAUUAAAUGUGUGUUUUCAGGCGUUUAGAAUAAUCGAAAAGACCAUAAAUGAGAGAAUUCGUAAAGAAAAGGUAUGUACCAAAUUUCUUUAUGGAUAAUUAUUUUACCUAAAUUGUCUUUAAAUAUCACGCUAUUAUUGUUUGGUCGGUCGAUACCUAUAUUAUUUUAUUAAAUUUGUAUUUUCAGGAGUUAAUCGAAGAGAAAGCUAUGCUUAAAAUACGCGAGGAAAAGGUGUGUACCAAAUUUCUUUAUGGAUAACUAUUUUAUUAAAUUUGUAUUUUCAAAGGUUAAUUGAAGAGCUAUGGUUAAAAUACGCGAGGAAAAGGUGUGUUAUAAAUUUCUAUAUAUUUAUUUAUUAUUAAUUAAUGCACCUAAACUAUCCUGAAAAAUCACACUAUUAUUGUUUUGUUGUUUUUUCGUAAUCAUUUUCUUAAAUUCAAUAAUAUUAUUAUUGUGUGUUAAAAAUUAUUGAAAACUUAUGAUUGCCGAAAAAAACCAUUUUCGAAUGGCUUCCGGGAGAAAAAUCAAUAUUUAUCGUUUGGGAUAGCCAGUGUAUUAUAUAAAUAAUAAAAUAAUUAAUUGUUUAAAAUCGUUGUAUUUUGUUUCAGCAAUCCGCUCCACCUGUAACCGUCAAUACAAUUAAAAACUAUUUGAAAACCAACGGUAUGUAAAAUUACAUAUCUAAUUGUUUUUCAUGGAAAAAUGUGUAGUUUUACAAUAGCAUACUGUAAUGUGUACUUAACGUGUAGUUACUUAUAAUACGAAGUUAUUGUACAAUGAAUCAUAUCGUAGUUUUAGAGUUGUUCGUGUGGAUUUUUGUUUCUUUUUUUCAUCUAUUUUUACACAAUAUUCUCGUAAUAUAACGGUAAGUAUGUAAUCAAGACAUCGCAUUUUUCCUUUACGCCUUUAAAAUAUAAAUAAAUCACCAUUAGGUUAAUAAAAAUCAAUUUCUAAUAAGUGUUUAUUAUUCCAGUGAAGAGAACGGCGUACAACAGGAAAGAGGCGGAAGAUUACGCUAUUCGCGUAAAGUCAUUUUGCUGUGACCAAACCGAGGUAAUACAGAAAUGUGAUAUUAUAUCUUGAUGAAAUAUAACCUUCUUUGAUAAUUAUUGUAUUCGUUUACGUUUUAAUCUCACGUUGACAAUUAUUUUGCAAAAUCGCGCGGAUUGUCACGAAAUUGCGACAGACCGUGUUUAACGACAAUCGUUUUUUUUUUCACGAUAAGACCACCGCGCACGAACUCGAUCGCGUAAAGAAGUACUGGCUGAUGAGAAAAUUGCUAUUCCAACGUUUCGACUGUGGCAUACUUUUGGAUCACGGUAUAUAUAUACCUAUAAUUCAUUCGCGUUCUCUAUAAUAUAAUCGUUAUCGUGUUUCGUCUCCGUUCGUUUUACUUGAUUUAAUAUUUGUUUUACGUUUAUCGUUGCACAGAGAGUUUUUACUCUGUAUGCCCAGAGGUGUUGGGGAAGCAUAUCGCGAACCGAUGCAGGUUCCCGGACGGUGUUGCAGUGGACCCGUUCUGCGGGGCCGGCGGCAACGUCAUUCAGCUGGCCGCUACUUGUCGGAAGGGUAUGUAAUUAUUAAUUUAUAAUAUUAACCGUAUGACUGUAUGAUUUAAUAUGUAUUUUUUUCGUUUCUCCGCGCAGUCAUAGCAAUGGAUAUUGAUCCGAUAAAACUGAAAUUGGCCAGGCACAAUGCCGAUAUAUAUGGGUGCCAAGACCGGAUAGCGUUCCGAGAAAACGACUAUUUCGGCGGGACGGCGGUUCAAACGGGGGAUGUAGUGGUCACGUCGCCCCCGUGGGGAGGCCCUGAAUACCUAGGUCGGGAAGUGUACAGCCUCUCGUCCAUGUGUGAAGAGAACGGGGGGCGGCGAAGCCAUUGUGCGUAUAGCGAAAACAAUGGCACCGAAGCUACAUCUACCAAGGACCGUGGACAAAAACGAGGUCGGUUGUGUUCACGUUCUUAUACGUCAUUAUUAUUAUGUGUUGUUUGUUUGUUUUUUUUCUCCAUAUCGAUGUUAAUUUUUGGUCUUCUUUUUUUUUUCAGUGUGUCGCCAUUGCUAGAAAACUUUGCUUUAGAAAAAUUAAGUUUGAAGAUAAUUUUAUCGCGGGAAGACUCAAUUCUACCACUGUUUUCUUUAGUUAGUUUUUAAUCUUAAUAUUUUAAAUGUAUAUUAGUUUUUUAUCAUUUAUAAUAGUUUAGUUUAGUUAGAUUAGUUCUUAGUUUUUUAUUAUUAGUUAAAUUAGUUUUAACAUUGUAUUAUUUUAGUUUGUAAGUGAAACCAUUUUGAAAUGUUUUAGAGAAAUAUUUUUAACCAUUCGAAUCGAAUAUUUUAAAUGUAUAUUAAUUUAUUAUUAGUUAUACUAGUUUAGUUUAGUAUUAGUUUAUUAAUUAGAUUAGUUUUUAUUUUUUUCAUUAUUAGUUAUAUAAGUUUUUAACAUUGUAUUCUUUUAAUUUCUAUAAGACGAGAAUUUUUGUAUAUUUGCCUGUAUAUAUUUAUUUUUUAGACACGUAUUUUUUAAAUGUAUAUAAACACUAGAAACUUGUAAAAAUAUAUACUUGGCCGUAUUGCAUUAUACGAUUUUACAAUACCAACAUCUUGAUGUAUAUUUUUUUAGAAUAAUUGUCAAUAAAACUAAAAAUAAAUAACUUAAUACUUAUUAAUUAAACCCGAAUAAUUACAUAAAUUAUUCACGCCAAACCGGUUAUUAUUUAAACAAUCAGUUUUGUUUUUUAAUUCUAAAACAUUUUUAGGGACAAUUUGAAUGUUUUUGAAGAAAUUUUGAUUCAGUGAGGACAUUUUUAUCUGUUUUGUAAUUUCUUUGUUCAUAUAUUUUCUUUGGUGAUUUUUGUUCUGUUUUGUCAUGGUCGGUAUGUGUCGUAUCAAAUUCGAUGCCCACAUUGGCUUGUUUGAAUUUUGUGUUUAAAAUAUGAUUUUUGAUGUUUGAAUGUUCCCGGGGACAAUAACUAUAUUACCAUUUAUAUUAGACGAGGUACCUAAUAUUUUUAAAACAUUUUGGUUUUAGAAAUUCUGGCCGGAGCUUUAGAAAGUUAUCAGUUUAGUAUACAGAAUUCAAUAUAUACUGUAUAUACUUUACAAGCUAUUUCGGAAGUCUUAAAAUGUAAUGCUGAGGAUUUAUAAAUCAAAUUCCCAUACAUAGAUGUCAAGAGUAUGCCCCCCUAUUUAUAUUUUAUUCCACGUUAAAGUUUACACUGAUAACACAUCUAUCAUUAAAUUUUAUCAUAACGUUGUUAUGCUUACUAAAACUGCAAUGCUACGUGAGAAGUUAAGGACUUCUCCAAUAAAUUCGCGUAAUUUUUCUAACCACGUUCAACAAUGUCUAUUUGAAUACCCUUGAAAGUUUUUCGAACGGUUUUUUAUAGAAAUGUAAAGACUAGAUAUGUUGGUGUAUACCGUAGGGUAGUUAAAAACGGGAACUCCAACAAAUUCCCAAGAGUCUACAACAAUAUAUUUUUGGCUAAUUGGAUAUUUUCCGAAAAGUUCUACUUACAGUGCAACGUCAACUUCGCGUCCAUUUUUACCUGCAGACCCACGAACAUCGCGCGUAAAAUCGCGAAACAAAACGCAACGCCCGAAAACGUAAUGGCGGCCGCACAGCCGCACACAAAAGGCUUAUUAUUACACAAAUCGGACGUGUUUCGCCGUUUCGGCUUUAUCUAUAAUUAUUAUUGUACCGUUUAAUUGUCGCACAAUGUGAAAUCAUUCGUCAUCGAGGUGAUUUUGCCACACUCCGUUCCGAUUUAGUAUACGGGCACACCCACCCACUAUUUUAUUCAUUGUUACCGUAAACGUCAAAUUAUUAUUAUUACCGCUAUUAUUAUUAUUUUAGGCGCUGUAAUGCCGUUAUUAUUAUAUACCUACACAGGUUCGCGAUGCAUACGAAAUAACACAAAUAUACAAAUUGUUAUUCCGCACAGUAGGCAGGUAGGUAUUAUGAUAAUAAUAAUAAAUUCUAUUGGUAUUGUCAAACAAAAUUAAAACACAUUUUGAAAAUAUAGCGGACUGGAUUAUUAUUAUCGGACACCUUUGUUGCAGUUACAGUGUAGUGUCGCGUAUACCUUCGCUUUUAUUACCUGCCCAUAUUUUAUAAUAUAAUAUGUACGUUUAUACCAUAUACAUUCACUUAUAUAUAUAUAUGCAUAUAUAGAUUUAAAAUCGGUUAACACUGAUUUGCCACUGAUUUCGUCUUUUAUCGAAAUAAUCGACGUGGAUUUAUGUGGAUUCGUGAAAUUUUUAUCCACAGUGGCCAAUGCUCCUACCGUACAUUGUACGCUAUAUUUUUUUGUGAAGAUAAAUGUAAACAUGUCUAGAUUGUUAGAAUUAUUCAAAUGGAGAUAAAUAAACAGCAAUCUUAUUUACUAGCUAUAAAAAAAAGAUAAUUUUGUCAAUUACCGCUAUCAUAAAAAUCAUAAAACCCAAUUUUAAAUGUCGGUAGUAAAAUCGUACCGGAUUUUUAUUAUAAAUGUAUAUUUUAAAACAGGUGUGUGGCCACAAACUUAUUAUAAUUUAUUUAUUAUACUAUAUCAAUAUAAAUUGAAUAUUUUACCUAUUAGGUAUUACGAAAAAAUAAAUAAAUAAAGAUUUAAAAAAAAAGGAUGCUUAUUAAUUAAAUCGCCUUUAUCUAUAUAAGAUAAAAGAAAAAUAUAUAUCUAUCUAGUAUCUAGAUAAAAUUACAAAACUGGUCUUGGAGGUGGAUGCAGCACAAAAAAAAAAAGAAUAAUGAAAAGAUUUUUAAAAUUGAUAUAAAGCGCAUAUUUAUUAUGGUCUUAAUGAUGAAUCAACAUAAGAGUAUAUUGGAGAGUGAACGGGAGGGUAAAGAUUGCACUGUCCUCCAAUCCCCCUGUACUGACCACUGACUGGAUUAUACGUUAAUAUACAGUAUACAUACUCAAAUACUUUAUAACACCCAGCCAAAAGAGCAUUAUAUUGGAGUGUAAACAAUAUUUAAAAAAAAAAAAUCAACGUCUCAUUUACCCUUGGGAAUAUUUCCAAAAUAGUAAAUAAUUUUAUUUAAAAUUAUGGUUUUUUUUUGUCAACUAACGAAUAUAUUUAUAUUGCAAUACAAUUUUUUAGAUAUUCAUUCUGUAUAGUGAAUAUUUUGUUUUAUAAUUUUACAAACGUCCAAAAAACUAUAUUUAUAAAUAUUUAAUUAAAUAAUAAUAUAUAUUGUAAGUAUAGGUAAUGUUUCCUAUACAUUAUGACAUGUUAUUUAUCCUAAAUGAGUUACGAAUGGGUAAAAAUCACAGUGCUUUAAUUUUCUUCUAUAUAUUUUGUUAAUAAUUUUUUAAAAAAAAAAAAAAAACUUGUAAUUGAUUUACAAUUUUACGUGUUAACUCAAUAUCAAUUUAUUGAGGAAAUUCACAAAGUAGAAGUUUCAAAAACUGUUUUACGUGUGUUUGUUUUAUUGAUCUUUACGCCGAAAUUGACCCACACCGAGAUGGUCACGCCGAAAUGUCCGGACUCUUCUGUGCGAUAUGAAGAAUAAUUAGGCAUCUACUUUAACAACAUAAUUAUCAUGUACAACAAUUAUAAUAGCGUUUCGAACUUGUACCGUUGCACCUAAGUUUGGUUAGGUACUAAUUCCUUAUAUAUUGAUAUCAGUGCAAAUUAUUUCAUUAAUUUAUUAAUUAAAUUAAAAAUAUUUACCUGUAACGCUAUAAAACAAUAAUUGAUAACAUAAUCGUCCAUACAUAAUGUUAAAUUGAAAUUAUUCCGUAGUAUUAUUUAAUCAUAAUUGUACAUAAUAAGCAGGUUUAAAAUAGUUUCAUUGAACCCUGUACAGGUUUAGACGAAUUACAUUUAUACUAAUGACACGCGUUUGCACCUGUGUUAUAAAACAUGCCAUUGUCUGUGUAUCAUUUAACGAUACAAAAAUACAUUCGAUUAUCGUGUAUUUUUAUUGUUUUAUAUUUUGACGAAGAAACGGUAGUAUAAUUAUAAUCUGUAAGUAUAAUAAAGACUAUACGGCUAAACGCAGUUCGCGAAGAAUCGUUUUAUGUUCGCAGUAAUAUAUUGAUGGUUCCUCUUUUACUAGAUAUAUAUAUAUAUUAUUGUAUAUACUAUAAAAAAAAGCUAAUACGUUUAAAACCUACCUAGUGAUGUUAAUUUUUACGAUCAUUUUGAAUGAAUUGACAUUCCGCCAAUUAUAUUAUGUUUAUCUUUAUUUUAGAUUCUGAAUGUAGCGAAGAAGAUAUAACAUUAGUAUUAUUAAAAUGUGAAUUUUUUGAUCGAUUGUACUUUAUUUGA
Cinara cedri is the source of this 7424-nucleotide messenger RNA. The record is from the annotation of a GenBank genome assembly. Lineage: Eukaryota; Metazoa; Arthropoda; Insecta; Hemiptera; Aphididae.